This is a messenger RNA of Miscanthus lutarioriparius, 1287 nucleotides long. Lineage: Eukaryota; Viridiplantae; Streptophyta; Magnoliopsida; Poales; Poaceae. The record is from the annotation of a GenBank genome assembly.
AUGGGGAUCAAGAACUCCACCACAACUCUUGUCCAGAGCUGGGGCAGCACUCAAGGCCGUCUGGUGCGCGUGGAAGUUCUCGUCCUCUUCAGCACCUUCAUUUGGAUCCUUGUCAAGUUGUUUGGCUCAGAGAGGCGGCGGUAUAGCCAUGCAUUCUUCCGCUUCUUCGUGUGGGCGGUGUACACUCUCUUCACCGUGCUGGGCCCUUUCACCAUCGGAUUGUUGCAGGAUGGUCCCUUCCGUGACCAGACAUUCGUCCUUUGGGCGACCAUCCUCCUCCUCAUCCAAGUGAGUGCUGACUCCCUCUCAGUCUACAGCAUCCAUGACAUUGAGCAGAGGAAGAGGGUGCUUGUGCAGCACGUAGUACAGAUCAUUCUCGUGCUAUGGCUGAUUCUGAACUGCAAAGGUCGAAACAAAAGCUACGCUGCAACCAUCUGGAUAAUCUGGAUUCAGAGCAUCAUUCUGGCAUACAUGAAUGCUGGGACUCUAAGCAACGCAAGCAAGAAAGGAGGUUUGCUGAAGCAGUCUAAAGUGGUUGCUGGCUACAUGAUGAUUGAGCAUGAGCAAAUAGCUCAGGGCCACGUCACUCCGAUUCCUAAAACCAUGCAGGGGUAUAGGUACAUAUUCCACGACGAAGAAGAAAUAGCUUCCCUGCUUCCCACAGCACCUGAAUAUAGAGUUGUAUUAGAUGAUAUGGCCGGAAAAUGCACCACCAUUGAUUCCGUGUGGCAAUGGAUCGAGAGCCAGAGUGGUUAUACCAUUGAAGCUAUGGACAUAUUGAAGGACUUCACACUUUCUUUCACAUUGUUUAAAUUGUUGAAGCGAAGAUUGUGUGGAUACCGUAUUGGUGAAGCUGGCCUCACCAAGACAUUACAUUUCGUGCUUCACGGGCUCAUCUCUGAAGAAGUAGGUGGAUCAUUCUGGACGAACUCCACAGUAAAACUAGGACUAGGGCAUCUGCAGGUGCAAGAAGCUGACAAUGAUGGUUCUACCAAACAACAGCAGCUGCAACAUCCUGGAGUUGGGGCCAGGCUUGGUAGAGAGCUCAGAGGCGUGGUUCCAGAGGCGUGGAGAUGGAAGGUGCUGGCUGACUUCUGGGCCGACUUCAUACUCUUCCUCGCGCCGUCAAGCAAUGCUGACAUCCACACCGAGAAGCUCGCCGCUGGCGGGGAGUUCAUGACCCACCUCUGGGCAUUGCUCACACAUGCCGGCAUUCUGGAGCGCCCCUCUAAUGCCGACGGCGUGGGAGGUAAUCAUGGUAACCCUGCACAUGAUUCUCCUGUUUGA